Penicillium bovifimosum is the source of this 5229-nucleotide messenger RNA. RefSeq lists its product as uncharacterized. The transcript is spliced from 4 exons. The record is from RefSeq and is a predicted model, not a curated record. The coding region runs from base 1 to 5229 and encodes 1742 amino acids. Gene Ontology annotation, biological process: mitotic spindle organization; microtubule-based movement. Gene Ontology annotation, molecular function: microtubule motor activity; ATP binding; microtubule binding. NCBI's taxonomy places the organism in Eukaryota, Fungi, Ascomycota, Eurotiomycetes, Eurotiales, Aspergillaceae.
AUGACCAUGUCACCGCCGGCUUCGCCAACGGGCACGCCCGCGCGACCCAUGAGCGGGAUAAUGCGCACUCCGCGUAGUACCAGUCGCCUAAGCAUGAGCAGCAGACAAGGUGGAAGUCGUGCAUCGGACGAGGAUGGCAAGACUGCAGUCAAAGUCGCUGUCCGUGUACGACCACCACUGAAACCGACCGACCCGGGCUACGAAUUGAUCCCCCAGCGAUUCCAGCGAUCCAUGGUUCAUGUCACCGCGCCAACCAGUCUUACUGUCGAUACAUCCCCCACGGGCCAAAAGUUAUUCGUAUUCGAUCGUGUUUUCCCCGAGACGACCGAGCAGGAGGGGGUGUGGGAAUAUGUCAGUGAAAGUGUCAACUCGUUUCUGCAGGGCUACAAUGUGUCGAUUAUGGCGUAUGGCCAGUCCGGGGCGGGAAAGUCUUUCACCAUGGGUACCUCGGGCCCAAAUGAGCAGGAGAAAGUGCAGGACAUGGGUAUCAUCUCCCGUGCUGCGCAGGCUUUGUUCGAUAAAUUAGACGGUCCCUCAAAACACAUGCGAAAUGGUUCGACCACUGGGCUUCGAACACCUCAACGAUAUUCAAUGAGUUCCGCCUCAAGCUUUGGAAAGCUGAACCAGGAGAAAGAGAAGACUUGGCAGUUGAAGGCUACCUAUGUGGAGAUCUAUAACGAACAAUUGAGAGAUUUACUGCUACCCGAGUCGACUGCUGCAACGGAUCGCAACGUCGUGUCUAUCCGCGAGGAUCCCAGGGGCCGCAUUAUUUUGACCGGACUGCACCAAGUUAACAUAAACUCCUUUGAGGAUCUCAUCGGCGCCCUGAACUUUGGCUCUGCCAUCCGACAAACAGAUUCUACGGCCAUCAACGCCAAGUCAUCUCGGUCGCAUGCCGUUUUCAGCUUAAACCUCGUCCAGCGCAAAGCUGCGCCAAAUCAAGCGCCCUCGACCCCGAUGAGGGAGAAGCGCAUGUCGAUGCCGGUGGACUCGUUCAACGCCGGAGAAACCGUCACGGUUGACAGCAAGCUGCACUUCGUCGAUCUGGCGGGUAGCGAGCGAUUGAAGAACACAGGCGCCUCUGGAGAACGCGCCAGGGAGGGUAUCUCGAUCAAUGCGGGUUUGGCCGCGCUCGGCAAAGUCAUCUCGCAACUCUCCUCACGCCAACAGGGCUCUCACGUCUCCUACCGAGACUCCAAGCUUACCCGACUCCUCCAGGACUCCCUUGGCGGAAACGCGUAUACAUACAUGAUUGCCUGUGUGACUCCCGCCGAGUUCCACCUGAGCGAAACUUUGAAUACGAUCUCGUAUGCCCAGCGGGCCAGAGCAAUUCAGAGCAAACCCCGCAUCCAGCAAAUCGCAGAUGACGGCGACAAGCAGGCUGUGAUUGACCGGCUCAAGGCCGAGGUGUCAUUCCUGCGCCAACAGAUUCGCAACAGUGAAGGCAACGAACGACGUGAAGAACGAUCCACUGAGCGAAGUGAACGCAAGAACGAACGUGAAAAGCACCUGCAGAACCAGCUAUUAGAUAUCCAAGAAAGCUAUAACUCUCUCAGCCAGCGUCAUGCCAAGCUUAUCUCGAAUAUGGCCAAUGAUUCCGAUGGGCCUGCCACCAAUGGCGAAGCGGACCAGGUUACCUCCGAGAUUGGGCAGGAGUCCGUGGAGAGAAUGCAGCGGUCCAAGUCCUUCGCCGAGUCCGUUGAGCAGAUGGUUCUGGAGUACGAGAAAACUAUCCAGACAUUGGAGUCUUCCCUUUCUGACACGCGGGCCUCGCUGUCCGCCACUGAGAGUGAUCUGCUCGAACGCGAAACCAAAUUUGCUUAUGUGGAGACGACCAAAGAACAGCUCCAGGCCCGUGUACAAAAGUUGCUCGACCGGGAGGCCAACACUGAUACCUACCUGCGCGAACUGGAAUCUAAACUUGACGGGCAGACUACGGGCGAGGAAAAGCAUGCUGCCAUUGUGGCUGAGCUACGCAAGGAGUUGAGCCGAGCCCGUGAUAGCGAAGCCAGCUGCGAGGAGUAUAUUUCUACGCUUGAAGAACGUCUCGCGGAGGGUGAGCAGGACAUGGAGCUUAUGCAGCGCGAGGUGAUGCGUUUGGAACACGUCAUUGAGCGCCAGCGAGGUCUCGGACAGCUCGACCAUCUGCUCAAUGAGCUUGAUGGGCGCGAAGGUGCCAACGGCAUUGACCGCGCCCACUAUAACAAGACCAGGGGUAUGUCGAUCUCGCAUAGACACACGCCAUCCCUGGAUGUUCUCAGCGAAGCAGUUGAGACAGCCAUUCCGGAAUCGGAUGAGGAUCUCAUCGACCCUAUCAUGGAGGACGAGCACGAGUCCGCGGAGCAAUCCGAGCACGAGUCGGGUGAGGACCUAAAGGUUUUGGAGACGGCGACCAGCAGGCUAGAGGCACGUCGCUCCGAGGCGCUGCGUGAGGAGCCCACCUCAAGCCCUGCUCAGUCCAAGUUCGUCGCCGAUAAGCUCGAGACUGUCACCCAGGAGCUAUUCGACCUGCGUAUGCAGCACGAAAACACCAUCGGUGACUUCGAGGUUCUCGAAUCCAAGUACGAGGAGGCUCUCAAGGCUCUUGCUGAGCUUCGCCAAGACAAGAUUGACGAAGCGCGCCACUCGGCAAACGAUGCUCAAAACGAGGUCACGCCGCGUCCGGUGUCUUUUUUAGAAAAUGGAGGCACUCCGACUACGAAGUCUGGAGCACAACACUCAUUCUCGCAAUCACUCUCUUCGGAAUUAUCCUCGGCCGGGGAGCCAUCCACUUUGCGCGAAUCCUCUGAGUACGGAUCAAAGGCUAUGUCAUCCGCACCCUCAACCCCGCAGGUGAUGUCUGCAGGCCCAGUGGACCCCGAAGAGUCGGAGAAUAUGCGCAAAAUGCUCGCCGAGCACCAGGAGAGUGCUGAGUUAAUGGCCCAGAAGUAUACGGAGUUGCAAACCGAGCACGAAGAGAUUCUCGUACUGGUCGAGAAGCUCAAGGCCGAGGCCCAGCGCCAGAAGUCGAGCUCACCCCCUACGACUCCCGGCUUCAAGAUGAUCCGACGCAUGACUAGCCAGAACCUUCUGUCAGGAGUUGAUCGUGCUACCCGCGCCCUUACCGGCCUCCGACUCCUUGCAUCCGAGGAGUUCGCUGAUAAGCCGGACGCUAUGCACAACUUUGACUACCAUCUGGAUCAAACCAUGCACGAAUUGCAAAGCCGUAUGGAGCGUCUCCAAUCCCUCGAAGCUGAGAACCAGAGUGUCAAGAAAGAGAUGGAGAUGAAAGCGACCAUCAUCUCUGGCCUGACGAGAGAACGGUCCAGUUUGCAGGGUGUUUCGCCUGUAGACAUGGCUCUGGUGUCACAAUUGCGCGAUCAGGUUAUUUCCCAGGAGAGGCAGAUCAACGACCUUCAUGCGGCCUAUGAAAGCCGCCAAAAGGAGCUGUUGGCCGAGAUUGAGACCUUGAAGGGUCUGUUGAAGUCCCAGGAAAGCGCCACUCGGGCAAUGGAUGCCGGUGCCGAAGAGCAGGACAAGAAGAUUGGUGCUCUCCAGGGUGAGCUUAACGAGUGGCAGGGUAAGCACCAGAGUGCUCUGCAGUCCUUGCAGGCUUCCGAGUCACAGCUCACUACCACCCUCGCGGAGCUGGAGAGUGCUUUGGCUACGGUUGAGGCUAUGCGGUCUGAGCGUGCUGCUACUGGAGAUGACUCUACUGAGAAAGAAGUAACCGCUCGUGAACUUGAGGGUGACCGUGUCGAGCAGAAGGAUCUUGUGGAUAGCCUGAAGAAGGACAUCGAAGAGCAUAGGUCUACUAUCGCUGCUCAGCUUGCCACAAUCGCUGCUCUAGAGAAGUCUCACUCCGAUGCCCAGGAUCAACUGGCUACUCAGACCACCACCGAGGAAGCCACCAAUGCCGGCGCUGUUGACUUGGGUCUUUCCUCCCGGAUGGCUGAGCUUGAGCAGGAAAUCUCCACCCACAAAUCGGCUGUUGAUUCUCACCAGACUGGGUUGCAAACGCUCCAGGAGUCCCACCUUCGUGAAUUGGCCGAGUUAGAGGAGCGUACUAAGGCCGCUGCCCAGGCCGAGCAUGAUGCUCGCCUCGUCGAGAAGGAGGCCGAACAUGAGAAAUCCAUGGCUGCUUUGCAGAAGGAGAUUGCGGAGUCUCGCGACGAGUUGGUUAAGCUGCUCAAGGCCGUGUCGACGCUUCUCAACUCCGAGGUGUCCGCCGAGAGCCUGCCGGAUCAGAUCCAGGAUGUCCUUGCUCAGAAGCAGCACUUCUCUGACAAAUAUGCUGAGCUCAUGACCACCAAUGAGGAUCUCCGUCAGCAGCUGGAGGCUAACAGGGACUCUGAGAGCCGUUUCGACGAACUCACCAAGAAGCACGACAUCCAGGACGCCAAGGUUAAUGAGCUGGCUCUCUUGGUGGCUACACUGGAGGACACUCUUCGCCAGAAGGACGAACAAGUUAAGAAGAAGGAAGCGCUUGUUGAGGAAAUUACCCUUGAAAAGCAGAAGAGCGUGCGUCUCGUGGAAGAGCUUGAGGAACAGAUAACCAACAGCUUCGACCAACACCACAACCGUCUGUCUGUCAUUCAGCAGGAGCGUGAUCAAGCUUUGGAAGAAGCCAAGGCGAAGAUCGUGGUUUACGAAAGCGACAUCCAGACUUACCAACUGCGGAUCGAGCAGCUUGAGCUCCAAAUCAAGAAUAGCGGAAAUGCCGAUGGCUCCCACGACCGCAGCAGCUCCCUCACAUCCAACCUCCGCAAGAGCUCUUCCGCCGCAUCUCUCCCUUCGCCUCCACCGGCAAUCCCUCUUCCUCCCCUCCCCACCAUCGCCUCACACUCAAACGGCUCCUCCAGCGUGUCCCCGCCCAGCUCUCGCCACGCCAGCAAAGAGCUAUCCAGCGUGCAGAUGGUCGAAGACCAAGAAGCCCGAAUUCGAACUAUCGAGAAACACCUAUACGCCGAGAAACAGCUGACCGCGACCCUGGAAGAGGCGCUUAGCGAUCUCGAGGCCCAGAGCAACAAGCUCAAGAGCGAAUGCGAAGCCUGGAAGAAAAAGUCCUGGGGAUUCGAGGACGAACUCGCGUCCCUCCGCAAGGAGCGCAGCUCUGCUCGUCUGUCCCUACAAGCCGUCGAAGAAGAGCGCAGUGCUCGCCGCGAAGCCGAGGCCGCGCGCGCCCAGCUCGAAGAACGCAUGGCGGCUCUGAACAAGAAGAAGAAGAAGAGCACCCUCAACUGCUUCUAG